AUUGAUUUUAUGAUGAUUUUUAUGAGCCCAGGCAUGAAACUACAUAUUUAUUUUUAUAUUCAAAUAUGAAAACCAGGUUUAUACUGAUAAUAUAGUUCUAUUAGAAAUAUCUCUGACCUAAUGGGGGAAAUUUAGUAAAAUCCAUCCCGAUCCCAACCAUGAUUUGACCAUUUUUAUUUCCUUUUUCCCGACAACACUAAUCAAAAAAAAUAUGUCAAAAAAAAAAAAUUUUGUUUGGAAUAUUGUUCAAAAUUAUUGAAUGAUUCAUCAGGAUGGUCAGGUUGCUAAGAACACCUAUAUCUGUGUUAACUGUGUCCGAUAUUCUUACAUCUCAAUGUAAAACAUGUGUUGCCUGUUCAAAGAACAUACAUCAGUCCGCCAGUCGACAUGAUUGGCAUGAAACUUGUGAAUUUGAUGCCUUUCAGUCUGGCCAUUGUUCGGGUACAAUGUCGAAUGUUAGUGAAAAUAUACAGAAGCAAAUUGGACUGGAUCCGGGAUACUAUACGAUACCCAAGUGCCGUGCAAAUCUGCUCAAGUAUACGCCAAAGCGAGAGGAUUUGCCCAGUCGUAGCAUGACUGACUCUUUCACUACGGCGAUAUUGCCAUUGAGUUCGAGUUCGUAUCGGGAACGUUAUGUCAACCAUUUGCGUCGAGUGCGCAUGGGACGUCUGAUGGAGGAACUGGACCUGUUUGCCGUGUGGAUCUGUCACCGUCAUACGAAUGUGCCGACAUUGCCCAAAGGUAUACCGCUGCCCUAUAUAUUUGUCACAGUGUUGGUCGAGAGCGUGGAGUUUUCUAAUUGUAAUAAUAUCUUGGCAUAUGAAGACCUUUCUUUGUGUGGCCAUGUCUCAUGGACUGGCAUGACCUCCAUGGAGAUAACCAUUUAUAUGCAGCAGAACUUUCGAACCGUUCUGAAAGCCAUCUUUGUGAUGGUCGCACGCAAUGCAACAAAUACAGCAGCUGCUCCAAUUAAUCCACUGAGUCCGGCCAACGAGAAGGAGGAAUCAUGCUAUAAGGAUUCGGUUAAGAGGUACAAGGCUCGCAAGGCCAAACAAUCAAGGACCGUACUAUACACACGACCCACAAUCGAAGACGAGAAGCUAAUGUUCGAGAUCUUCAAGCGAACCCAAGGCACAAAGCCUCAAAAUAUGUACAAUCUUGAACUGCCAUCAAAUUGCAGAUGGAUGUCCGAAUCGAAUCAUAGUACCCUUCUGCGCGCUUUUCCCGACAAUCGCAACGUGCACAAUCAUAUUUUUGGUGGAUUCGUACUGCGGACAGCUGUGGAAAUCAGUUCGAUUACCGCCUGCAUAUAUGCUGGCGGUCGCCCACUGAUCGAAUGCAUCUCGGAUGUUGCAUUCUAUAGUCCAUUGAAGGUGAACUCAUUUAUCAAAUUAACUGCCUACGUGGUAUACACAUAUAAAAGGUAUAUACAAUUGUUGACAAUCGUGGAAGUCUUGCAUGAGAACAGCACGACACAUACAACAACUAAUUCGUUGUUUCUCAUCUAUAAGGCUGAGAGAAAUGUUCAAGAGGUCUUGCCAACUACGUAUCAGGAGUCGUUGUGCUAUAUAAACGGACGCAAUAAAUUUCGUGCCUUUCAGAAGCUGAGACGAGAUCGAUUGAUCAAUUUAAAAAAAUUUCAGAAAACAAGAAAAUCUGGCGAACAAUAAAACAUGUUUUUUCCUUGU
This is a messenger RNA of Drosophila hydei, 1688 nucleotides long. RefSeq names its product acyl-coenzyme A thioesterase 9, mitochondrial. Gene Ontology annotation, molecular function: fatty acyl-CoA hydrolase activity. Lineage: Eukaryota; Metazoa; Arthropoda; Insecta; Diptera; Drosophilidae. Gene Ontology annotation, biological process: acyl-CoA metabolic process. Gene Ontology annotation, cellular component: mitochondrion. Bases 273 to 1670 code for a protein of 465 amino acids. The transcript has 4 exons. The record is from RefSeq and is a predicted model, not a curated record.